GUUUUGCAGGUGUGUAGUAAACCUGUUGCUGUUGAUAUAUGCUCUGUAUCAUGUCAAGAACAUACCCUUGCCAUACACACAGUUACUCUCUUUGGAGAGCAUUGCAGAGUUAUCAGAAGUUUGUGCAGUGGGUCCAGUGCUUUUUGAAAAGCGUUGAGUGGCUUCUGCUUCACAUGUUGUAGAAUUGGUGUACGUGCACAAUAAAUCCACCAUAAAUUGAAAGCAUUUUAAUUAAUCUGCAUUCACUGAUCAACUGUACAAAAUGAAUGCUAUAGGCCUGGAGUUUCCUAUAAUUCUCAGACUUGUAACUUAUGUUGCAUGAUGUGCAUGCACUUUGUGUCUGACAAAUCGUGCUUCUUUUCUACACAGUGUAAAAGCUCUAUAUAUUACAUUUUCUUUCCUGUCUCCCUGUAUACCUGUCCAUACAUGUGUGCCUCCGUCCUUUCUUCCCUCUUAUUCUAAAAGUCAAGUUUUGGUAGUGGAGAUUGCAUUUGCUGGUUCGCACCUCUCCUGGUUUCAGUCAUGUAAGAGUUGACUUUUCUUGGGUAUAUUUGCCUGUGACUUAAUACUUCUUUUUCUUUUGUAUGAGAAUGUAGAGACUGGUAAAGUGUCUUUCUGCCACAAAUCCUCUGUGACUGGACACAUUGGUAAGGCUUUUUCUUUCUGGUGGAACUGGCCUUAAGUCAGAAGUAUUUCUGGAAUAGUUGAAUUGGAGUUAGAAGGGAGCACUCUUCCAGUCCAGUUAACAUUAUCAUUUUAUUAAACUUUUCUGUCUCAGUGGGGUAUGAGAGGAAUAAAACUGAGGCAUGAAACGUGUGUAGAAGUUCUCAAAGACAAGUAUGUGCAAGACAAUACAUAGAUGGAGAAGGGACAGGGUUGCAUGAGUGUGGGGAGCAUUUAAAAGCUCCUAAACUGUGGAACAUGUGCCACCACAAAGGCAAACAGAGUUCUCAGGCUGCUGUAGUGUUGGGCCUCAAUAGUGAGGCCCUUUGUACCAAAGUCUCAUGGAGAUCUAGGUGUCUGGGAAGAGAGAGACAUUUGGGUUCAGUAGGAAGAGUUGUUUCUAAGCUGGAGGCAGAGGAAGCAGGCACUAAGGUGUAGAAACUUGUGAAAAAGAAGGUAGUGGCAACUUUAACACUGUCAAAGACUUUUCUGCACAGGCUGCAAUUUAUCCUAUUCCUACCAUACUGUAUGUGUGCUGGAAACCACAGUAACGUUUGUUGUCUUUGGAUAUCUUCAUUGUUUUUGUUCGUAUCUGGACUAAGUGGGUAAUGGAAAUGAGCAUGAGUGCUGUUAAAGUGAGACACCUAGAUGGCUGUGCCAUCAGGUAGGAGGAUGUGUAGACUUACUGCAGUGGUUUUGCAAAUUGGUUUGCUAUGGUAACAAUUAGCAACAGUAUGUUAUUAUAUUUUGCCCUGAAAUGUCUUUUACGGAAGUCUUGAAAGACAGUAAAUGUAGUCUGACAGAAGCAAUAUUGGUGUUAACCAGCCUCAAAUGUUGCUUAAAUUGUUUGCCAGCUAGUGAUAACGUUAAGACCUGGCUAUUGGCAGCUUUGGAAAGUAACCACUUUAAAUGUGAUAAUCACUUCAAUUUUAGUGUGACUAACGUGGUCAUAUGUUUCAGCAGUCAUGUAUUUCUGUGUAUCAUUAUUACUAGCUCAUGUGCAAUCACUAGGGUGCAAAUACAACUUUCUCCUAUUUCUGGACAGAAAGGAAUCUAAGCUCCCAUUAGUUUAGUUGACCAUGAAUUAUUGUGAGUUUUUCCGGACCCAUCACAUUUGACUCUUAUUCCCAGUAGUUAUCAAAUGCAUCACGAAUCUUUUUAUCAUGUGUACUUGUUUGCUCUGUAAAGUACAAAAUCAGGAGGAGGAAUACACAGUUAUUCAUGGAGCAUGGGAGGGGAUGACCGCCGGGUCUUACUUUGGCAUAUGGAAGAAGCCAUCCACUCAAGAGUCAAACCAGUUCAGCUGAAAGGGGAGCAUCACUCUAAUAUCUUCUGCCUAGCUUUCAACAGUGGCAAUACGAAAGUGUUCUCUGGAGGCAAUGAUGAGCAAGUUAUACUCCAUGAUGUUGAAAGCACUGAGACCUUGGAUGUAUUUGCCCAUGAAGAUGCAGUGUACGGCCUUUCAGUGAGCCCAGUAAAUGACAACAUCUUUGCCAGUUCAUCAGAUGAUGGCCGGGUUCUUAUUUGGGACAUCCGAGAGUCUUCCCAUGGAGAGCCCUUCUGCUUGGCACACUACCCAUCAGCCUUUCACAGUGUGAUGUUUAAUCCAGUAGAACCCAGAUUACUGGCUACUGCCAACUCUAAGGAAGGUGUGGGACUCUGGGAUAUUCGUAAACCUCAGAGUUCGCUGCUCCGCUAUGGUGGAAACCUCUCCCUUCAGAGUGCCAUGAGUGUUCGGUUCAACAGCAAUGGAACCCAGCUGCUGGCACUGCGUCGGCGCCUUCCCCCGGUCCUCUAUGACAUCCACUGCCGGCUGCCUGUCUUCCAGUUUGACAACCAAGGGUACUUCAACUCAUGUACUAUGAAGAGCUGCUGUUUUGCAGGUGAUCGUGAUCAGUACAUCCUUUCAGGCUCUGAUGACUUCAAUUUGUAUAUGUGGAGGAUUCCUCCAGAUCCAGAAGCAGGUGGCAUUGGCAGGGUCGUCAAUGGUGCUUUUAUGGUAUUGAAAGGUCAUCGGUCAAUUGUAAACCAAGUCCGGUUUAAUCCUCACACUUACAUGAUCUGUUCUUCUGGAGUUGAAAAGAUUAUAAAGAUCUGGAGUCCUUACAAGCAGCCUGACUGCACAGGGGAUCUGGAUGGUAGAAUUGAGGAUGAUUCACGUUGCCUCUACACUCAUGAAGAGUACAUCAGUCUUGUGUUGAACAGUGGUAGUGGUUUGUCCCAUGAUUAUGCCAACCAGUCAGUCCAGGAAGAUCCACGGAUGAUGGCCUUUUUUGACUCCCUGGUGCGCCGGGAGAUCGAGGGCUGGAGUUCUGACUCGGACAGCGACCUCAGUGAGAGCACAAUCCUGCAGCUCCAUGCAGGAGUAAGUGAGCGCUCCGCUUACAGCGAGUCAGAGUCCUCUUCCUCUUUGCAUCACUCCCCACCACAUGUGGCUGAAGAGUCCGAUGAAACUGCCUAUAACUUAAGGGCCUUAAGAUCAACUGAAUCCCCCUCAGCCAGAGAAGACAUGGCUUCCCGUCAACAGCGGCUCUCUGCACUGAGGAAGUAUCAGGAUAAACGUCUCCUGGCCCUUUCCAAUGAGUCUGAUUCUGAUGAGAAUACCUGUGAGGCAGAACUAGAUACAGACCUUUUCCCACGGCCACGGUCCCCAAGUCCUGAGGAGAACGAAUCCAGCAGUUCCAGCAGCAGCAGUACAGAAGAUGAAGAGGAACUGAAUGAACGACGCACAUCUAUGAGGCAACGCAACGCACUGAGGCGCCGACAGAAGGUGCAAAAGGAGGAAAGGACUAGCACUAACACGGAGAAUGUGGCCCCUUACAUAGGUGAGGACAUCUAUGAUUACCCCCAGAUCAAAGUAGAUGAUCUUUCUUCUUCUCCGGCUUCUUCACCAGAAAGGAGUUCAGCCAACAAAGAAGUUCUCAAAGAAAGGACGUCUCCUUGUUCAGACAGUGAAUCAGUGGAGAGAAAGAUUUACAAAGCUUACAAAUGGCUUCAUUAUUCUUACAUAUCAUAUUCAGCUACUAAAGAUGGUGAAUCCUCCAGAGGAGGUGGAGAGAAUGACGAAGGGAAACCAGGAACUAGUGGAAGGCACAGUACAGCACACUUGCUAAAUAAGGAGGAUGCUAGCAACUUGACUUCAGUAGUUCCUCAAGGUUCCCCAGCUCUUCCUACUGAAAGCCACAACAAAGAAACUUUAAAAGAAUGUGGCUUGAUAGAAAAUUCUAGUAAUGGUCAAGCUCAUGAAUGUGACAAUCAGCGGCGGAUGGAGGGUCAAGAAAACACAUCUGAAGACACUAGCAGUGGAGGUAUAGAGCAUUCUUUUGAGACUAAAAAGCUCAAUGGAAAACCUAACUGCAAAGGGCUAAAUAGUUGUACUGAAGAACCUUGCAUUCAGACUGCAGGACUUAUGGAACAGAGAAAUAGUCAGAACUGUCAACCAGCAUCAAGCCAUCACUCACUGGUCCCUCCAUUCUCCACUGUUGCCAUCUGUAGCAUGUCAGGUCACUGUUCCAGAAACCAGACUGAUGACAGUGAGGAGAGGAGCCUCGACACCUCCUGUGUUAACCACAAUAACGGCCACUUGCAUCUUCGCCCUUCAUGCUUCAACAAUGGACAGAGCUUUGAAGAGCAGGAGACUGUGAUGCAAGGACUACAGGUGCACUCAAAUGCUGAUAAUGGCAACCUUGUACAGAUGGGUGUGACCUUGCACAAAGACUGCUGCCUGUCUGAAAUGGACUCCAACAGCUACAACGUGAGCACAAGAGAGGAUACUGCUGACUUGCAACCUACAGGCAGUGAGAGCACUCAAUCUCUCGGAGGACUGAAAAGACACAGAGCGGAGUUGGAAGAUGCAGAUUCAGAGAGUUCAUCCUUAGAAAAGAAGUUAAAAACAUGAUAAAUGCAAAUGUCUGUCAUAGUGUGCACUCUCUCAAAAAAAAAAAAGGAAAAGAGAAAGUAUUAAAGGCACAUAGAGCUUGGGUCUGAAACAUUGCGUUUGAUUCUCCAUUCCAUUCUUCAGUGGGUCUGUUUUAGAUUGCCAGUGGUUCAUGCUGUAUAAAAAUCCAACUUACUCCUUAAUGAGACUGAGUCUAGUGUACCAAUACAAGGUUCUGUUUAAAGUAAAUCCUUAUUAAGACGGUUGACUGAA
Messenger RNA from Harpia harpyja (harpy eagle), 4813 nucleotides. RefSeq names its product DDB1 and CUL4 associated factor 5 (gene DCAF5). NCBI's taxonomy places the organism in Eukaryota, Metazoa, Chordata, Aves, Accipitriformes, Accipitridae. The record is from RefSeq and is a predicted model, not a curated record. The transcript has 9 exons. Gene Ontology annotation, biological process: negative regulation of fatty acid biosynthetic process. Gene Ontology annotation, molecular function: protein binding. The coding region runs from base 1892 to 4561 and encodes 889 amino acids. Gene Ontology annotation, cellular component: Cul4-RING E3 ubiquitin ligase complex; cytoplasm.